UCUUGGCAUUGAACCUCAUCCGCAUGAAAGCCACUUCUCAACAUGCCAAACCAACAGAAGAAAAUAAUUUUUUGCAUGGCCGGAGUGCUAAGUUUCUUGUGUGCCCUCGGAGUUGUGACAGCUCUGGGGACACCACUGUGGAUUAAAGCCACCUUCCUCUGCAAAACAGGGGCUCUGCUCGUCAAUGCCUCAGGGCAGGAGCUGGACAAGUUCAUGGGUGAGAUGCAGUACGGGCUUUUCCACGGAGAGGGAAUAAGGCAUUGCGGCUUAGGAGCGAGGCCGUUUCGCUUCUCUUUUUUCCCAGAUUUGCUCAAAGCCAUCCCAUUGAGCAUCCACAUCAACGUCAUACUCUUCUCUGUGAUCCUUAUUGUUUUAACCAUGGUGGGGACAGCCUUCUUCAUGUACAAUGCUUUUGGAAAACCCUUUGAAACUCUGCAUGGUCCACUAGGUUUGUAUCUUUUGAGCUUCAUUUCAGGAUCUUGUGGCUGUCUUGUCAUGAUCUUGUUCGCCUCUGAAGUGAAAAUCCACCGUCUCACAGAAAAAAUUGCAAAUUAUAAAGAGGGGACUUAUGCUUACAAAACACAAAGUGAAAAGUACACCACAUCAUUCUGGGUCAUUUUCAUUUGCUUUUUUGUUCAUUUUCUGAAUGGCCUCCUUAUCCGACUUGCUGGAUUUCAAUUCCCUUUUGCAAAAUCGAAAGAUACAGAGACAACCAAUGCAGCUGCAGAUCUGAUGUACUGAAAGGCAAACAAUUCUGUCAUUUUCCAAGUAUGGGAGUGAACUUGCUGUGGUCA
Molecule: messenger RNA, 794 nt
Organism: Condylura cristata (star-nosed mole)
Lineage: Eukaryota; Metazoa; Chordata; Mammalia; Eulipotyphla; Talpidae
Gene: CLRN1
Product: clarin 1
Exons: 3
Coding region: 43-741 (232 amino acids)
Biological process (GO): equilibrioception; sensory perception of sound
Source: RefSeq, a predicted model, not a curated record